Molecule: messenger RNA, 3144 nt
Organism: Sugiyamaella lignohabitans
Lineage: Eukaryota; Fungi; Ascomycota; Dipodascomycetes; Dipodascales; Trichomonascaceae
Gene: PMR1
Product: Ca(2+)/Mn(2+)-transporting P-type ATPase PMR1
Exons: 1
Coding region: 1-3144 (1047 amino acids)
Biological process (GO): intracellular sodium ion homeostasis; proton transmembrane transport; sodium ion export across plasma membrane
Cellular component (GO): membrane
Molecular function (GO): P-type sodium:potassium-exchanging transporter activity; ATP hydrolysis activity; ATP binding
Source: RefSeq, a predicted model, not a curated record
AUGAGUGAUAAAAUUACAUACGAUAUUGAGCCCCCUCACAGAGGAAAUACCAGUAGUGCUGCUCCUACUCAAGAUCCAAAUCUUGUAAUUGCAUACAGAACUCUGUCUCUUCAGGUUGCCGAGUCCUAUCACUCUGACAAUUAUUCUCCUAAAAAGUCUAAGGACGCUGAAGAUGAAGAAUAUUUCGAAAAGAUUGAUUUCCAAACCAAGGAAGCCAGUAUUCUAUGUCAGUCUUUUAACGUAGAUGAAUCAAGAGGUCUCGACAGUGAUUCUGCCGCCAAGAGAUUACAACGUGACGGUCCAAAUACUUUAACCCAAAAGAAGCCAAAUUAUUUCUGGAAAUUAUUCAACUAUGUUUUCGGAGGCUUUUGUUCCGUUCUGUGGGUCGGUGUAAUUAUUUUCUUUAUUUGUUGGAGACCCCCUCUUAGUAACCCUCCUUCUGCUACUAAUCUUGCUCUCGCUGUCCUUAUCCUUAUCGUUAUUCUUCUUCAGGCUUUGUUUUCUGCCCUUGAGGAUUGGUCUACCAGUAAGGUCAUGAACUCUAUUCUUGAUCUUUUGCCUGCUGAAUGUGUUGUUAUCCGUGAUGGAGAGCAUGUCAGUAAACCUGCCUCUGAGUUAGUGGUUGGUGAUAUCGUCAUUCUUUCUUCUGGUAACAAAGUCCCUGCUGAUAUGCGUAUCAUCGACGCUUCAGAUGAUUUGAAAUUUGACAGAGCUCUUCUCACUGGUGAGUCCGAAGAGAUUGCUGGUACCUCGGAGGUUGUUGACGACACUUUUCUGGAAGCCCACAACAUUGCUCUCAUGGGAACCCAUGUUACCAACGGUAAAGCCAAAUGUUUGGUUCUUCUUACUGGACACAGGACUGUUAUUGGCCGUAUUUCAACUCUUACCUCCAACAAAAAGGCUACUACUACUCUUAUCCAAAAAGAAAUCAAUCGUUUUGUCCUCAUCAUCAUCUGUCUCACUGUCACCUUAGUCGUUAUUAUUCUCAUUACCUGGGCUGCUUGGCUUCGUAAGGAUCACUUUGCCUUUAUCAAUGUUGCUGGUAUCUUGGUCAACUGUAUGGGAUGUGUUGUUGCUUUUAUCCCCGAGGGUAUGCCUGUUGCAGUCACUUUAACUUUGUCUCUUGUGGCACGUCGUAUGAAGGACAAGAAUAUCCUUCCCAAGUCGUUGUCAACCGUUGAAACUCUUGGUGUCAUCACUGUCUUGUGUUCAGAUAAAACUGGUACUCUUACUGAGAACAAAAUGUUUGUCCAGUCUGUCGGAUUUGCUGAUAGUGAUAUGACGGUCGACGAGGCACUUAGAGUUGAUAUUCGAUCAGAUAUUGCCAUGAAUAAAAUGCACCAAGCCUCUUUACUGUGUAACGAUGCUAGCUAUGACCAGACUACUUUGGGAUUACCUAUUUCUGAGCGAACUAUUAUCGGUAAUGCUACUGAUGGCGCAGCUCUUCGUUUCGCCUCUUCCUUGUCUGCUUCGACACAUGAAAACCUUGAGCAAGUGUUUUCAAUUCCUUUCAACUCUACCAACAAGUGGAUGAUGACGCUUUACAGAGAUAUUGAUCAGAAGUCUGACGAACUGACCAUCUUCUGCAAGGGUGCACCAGACGUGAUCCUCAAGUCCUGUACUAGUUACUACUCAGUGGCUGACCAGUGUGUCAAAGAGUUGGAUCCUGAGACGAGGCAGAACAUUGUUCAUUUGCAAGAAUCAUGGUCUUCCCAGGGUCAAAGAGUGAUUGCCGUUUGCACCAGACAAUAUUCUCCCGUUGGCUACCCCGCUUCCAAUGGCUUUGCUGAAGAGCUUGUUGCCAACUGUUUCAGCGAUUUGACAAUCAUUGGUUUACUAGGCAUUAUUGAUCCUCCUAGAUCGGAUAUUCCCCAUACUGUGUCAGAGUGUCGACGAGCUGGUUCUCGUUUCUUCAUGGUCACAGGUGAUUUCCGUCUUACUGCAGUUGCUAUUGCUAGACAAGUUGGUAUUAUUACCACCCAGCGUGAUCCCGAGACUUUUGCCGAUAUUGAAAACCGUGUUCAAGCUGCUGGUGAGGGUGCUACUUGGAGUAGAGAAGAGUUUAGAGUUAGCAGUUUGGUUUUGGAAGGACGUGAUUUGGAGGCUGCUACAGAAGAUCACUGGAAUAUUAUCUGUUGUUAUGAGGAGAUUGUGUUUUCCAGAACUACCCCUGAACAGAAGCUGAAGAUUGUCGAGUCUUUCAAGGCUAGAGACGAAGUUGUUGCAGUGUCCGGUGAUGGUGUUAAUGAUGCUCCCUCUUUGAAGGCUGCUAACGUUGGUAUCGCCGUUGUCAAUGGUAGUGAUGUGGCUCUUGAAGCUGCCGAUUUGAUUCUUAUGGGUAGUUUCUCGUCUAUUGUUGAUGGUAUUCGUCUCGGUAGACUUGUUUUCCAGAACUUACAAAAGGUUAUCAGUUAUUUGCUUCCUGCUGGUAGUUGGUCUGAGAUUUGGCCUGUGAUUGUAAAUGUUUUCUUCGGUGUUCCAUUACCUCUGAGUUCCUUCUUGAUGAUUAUUAUUUGUGUUUUUACCGACUUAUUCCAAUGUUUAUCGCUUGUUAUGGAGAAAGAGGAGUUUGAUCUUCUUUCUCUCCCUCCUCGUAACCACAAAAAGGACCAUUUAAUUAACUUUAAGAUCUACCUACAAUCGUAUCUCUUCAUUGGUAUUAUGGAAACAAUCAUUGCCCAUUCCAUGUUCUUCUUCUACAUGUGGAAAUACGCUCACAUUCCCAUGAGGGACCUCUUCUUUGCUUUUGAAAAGUAUUCUGAAGGAUUCCAUGGCUACACUCAAGCUGAACUAGUGGCAUUCAAUAACACUGGUCAAUGUGUUUACUUUGUUACCUUGGUCAUUCUCCAAUGGGGUAAUCUUCUGUCAGUUCGUAACCGUCGUCAGAGCAUUUUCCAAGCCGACCCUAUUCGCAAAGAGAGAAGAAAUCCAUUUUUGUUUGUGGGUGCUCUUUUGGGCUUGAUUACUGCCAUCUUCGUCACCGAGGUUCCUGGUCUGCAAAGUUUGUUCGGCACCACUCCAGUACCCAUUGAGUUCUGGCUUAUUCCUAUUCCCUUGGCUCUGUCUAUCUUGGCAGUUGACGAGAUCAGAAAGGCCCUUGUCAGAAGCUUCCCCAACAGCUUAAUUGCUAAAUAUGCAUGGUAA